AUGCAUCUUCCUAAGCUUCCCCCGAGAGCCGCGUAUAUUCGCCUAUCUAAUCCUGCCAAACGCAACGCUCUGAGUAUCCCAGUUCUACGAGACCUCAAAGCUCAACUUACCACAGCACUUACGUCGCGCACGUCAGGCCAACUUCGUAUUCUCCCACCGUUCAAAGAACACGUCCUCUCUGAUCUCGAAGAAGCAUUGCGGAGAAAAGAUACUGCCCCAGAAGUCUGGAACAAAUACGGCUGGCUCGUCAGCGCUGCCGAGUGGAAGAAGGAACGCGAUGGUCUACCAGAUGUUUUGGUUCUUCGCAGUGAAGGACCUGUGUUUUCAUCGGGACAUGACUUGAAAGAGAUUUCGCAACUGGGACAUGAUGAUGUAAAGUUGCUGUUUAGCCUCUGCGCAGAAGUCAUGAGUUUGAUCCGGAGGAGUCCUGUGCUGGUGGUUUGCCCUAUACAGGGUCUUGCUACGGCUGCUGGAUUUCAACUCGCCAUGACGACGGAUUUUCCCAUCGCAUUGCCUGAUACACAGUUUUCACUUCCUGGAGCCAAGAUUGGUCUACCGUGCACGAGUCCGUCGACUGCUGUUUCACGGCGUUUGCCGCCUGGUGCGACGUACAGAUUACUUGCCACUGCUGAACCCGUCGCGGCUUCAGAGUAUCCUGGCGCAGUUGACGUUGUUAAAGUGCCACAAGGCGCAAAGCCGGAGGAUGCUUUUGAAAAUCGUGUAGCGGCUGUGGUGGAACAGUUGGUGGCAAAAUCACCGCAACAACAGGCUGUGGGUAAAUGGGCUUAUUGGACGCAGCUUGGUAUUGGGUCGAGUAGUGAGGAUGGUGGUGAUGGGUAUGAAAGUGCGGCGCGAUGGGCGGGGAGGGUUAUGGCUUUGCAUGCGAAGAGUGAGGAUGCGAAGGAAGGGAUUGAAGCAUUUCUGGUGAAGAGGAAGCCUGAGUGGAAGAGCAGUUCCAAGUCAAAGUUAUAA
Molecule: messenger RNA, 972 nt
Organism: Fusarium pseudograminearum CS3096
Lineage: Eukaryota; Fungi; Ascomycota; Sordariomycetes; Hypocreales; Nectriaceae
Exons: 1
Coding region: 1-972 (323 amino acids)
Cellular component (GO): mitochondrion
Molecular function (GO): hydro-lyase activity
Source: RefSeq, a predicted model, not a curated record